This is a messenger RNA of Cyanidioschyzon merolae strain 10D, 1365 nucleotides long. RefSeq lists its product as hypothetical. Gene Ontology annotation, cellular component: membrane. Lineage: Eukaryota; Rhodophyta; Bangiophyceae; Cyanidiales; Cyanidiaceae. The transcript has a single exon. The coding region runs from base 1 to 1365 and encodes 454 amino acids. The record is from RefSeq and is a predicted model, not a curated record.
AUGUUUACUGGCUACUAUGUCGCGGCAGACUGGAAACGAAAGGCUCAGCGGCAACGACAGUGUUGGAAGCGACGCUUCACCACAACCUGGCGUCGAGGAGCACUGACUCCGGACUGCCAGCAACGGACAGCUGCAGCGUCUCGAUGUGCACAGUCCGCUGCUAUCCGAGCAAUUAUUUGCAUGGUAUCGAGAGAGGAACCUGUGCGGGACUUGGUAUCGGACGCUUCAGAUUCAACAAGAACACGCUCCGCAGGACCCGCUAUUGGUGCCGCAGAGAAACGCAAAGCGUCGAGGGCGAGCGCCUUGGACCCGUACCAAACCACGAGUGCUAGAAGCGGGUCUGCGAACGCACUCUUGGACGCGGUACCCUGGUUAGCACUGCACCUGGCGACCGUUCUCUGGGGGACACAGCACGCAGUUAUCAAACAGCUCGUAGACGGCGGGUUCGACGCAUCUGUGCUCAAUAUGGAAAGAUUUGGCAUUGCAGCUAGCGUCAGCGUAGCAGCGGCGGCAGGUCUGCACAUUCUCGAUUCGUGGAAUACCUCGAGACGGCCCGGCAGGCGAAAAGCGCAACAGUUUCCGCAAAACUGGCGUUUUUGGCGACGAAUACUGGAAACCUGGAGCGGUGCGCUGGAGCUCGGCCUUUGGAUGUUCCUUGGCUAUGCGUGCCAAUCCAUUGGUCUGACCGACACAAGCGCCUCUAGAAGUAGUUUUCUGCUGUACUUGAAUGUGAAGAUCGUGCCGUUUCUCGCUGCCGUACUGCUGCGACGUCGCAUUCCGCGAGUCACAUGGCUCGCUGCGACGAUAGCGCUCUUCGGAACAUUAAUGCUUUCGUUCGACGGGGCGCCACCCAACGCGGGUGAUGCCUGGAGUGUCGCAGCAGCCGUCGCGUCAGCGAUGUUCAUCCUGCGUCUGGAGCGUGUAGCAAGUCAAAUGCCGCCGGCCACAAUGAAUGCACUGUCGUUGACAACGGUAACGAUUCUCGCAACGCUAUGGAGUGCGUUCCGAUUCGAUGACUCAGGAAGGCCAGUGUUCGACUGGGCGAUGCUCGGUUCGGCUGCACAACAUAUAACGGAUCCAGCAAUCCUUUACUUGGGACUAGCAGCGACAGCACUGAGCGGCUUGCUCCAAGCCUUUGGACAAGAGCACAUCUCUGCCGAGCGGGCCGCUAUCAUAUAUGCAUUGGAUCCCGUCUAUGCAGCAGCAUUUGCGUACUUGCUUCUGGGCGAGACGCUCGGUCCGCGAGGUAUUCUCGGCGCCGCCAUUGUGUUCAUAGCAGCGUUGCUAUCGCAGGGAGCGAUACGAUCAUGGCUCUCUGAUCGGUUAGAGACUCGAGCAGAGAACGGCAAACUAAACGAUUCAUGA